CGACCGUGCCUGCAUCAGAACCAACUGCUCAGGAAGGCUCGAGCACUGGCAGAAAUCAAGAGAGAUUCUCGCAGAUCCCUGUAAUUAAUCACGUCCCAAGCCCAUCCUCAACCAGUGAACGCCCAAUUGUGCAUAGUCAGCACGUGGAAGCUUCUCCUUCGCCUGCGCAUGCUCACCAUACUGCCGAUUGCAACGUCCACUUUGCUUCUGCUUCCGGAAUGGCCCGUCGCUCUCCUGUUGGUGCCUCUCCUAAUAGUGCUCUGUCGCGCAACGAAUGUCCGCCUAGUGUUUUGACGCAGCUCCUGCCUAGUGCGCUUUCUCGUGUUGAUUCUACUGCUACCCUUCCUCUGCGUAGUGUCGCUUCUGCUUCCGCUUGUAUCACUGAAUCCCGUCCUGCUGCAAACCACACCAGUUUCGCACCAAUUGCUAGAGAUGAUGCGUCUGCACGGUCUAUUGCUGAUAACUCGAAUCUGAUCGCUGGCGUUGUACCAAUGGAGCCUGCAAAAGUGCACAAGGUUAGUUCGACUUCGACAACGAUUGGCGCCGCAACUUCACCGAUCGUACCUAUCCUUCUCUCUGCAUCUUCUUCAACCCGCAAGUCUGCAUUUGUGUCUCCAGCUCGCGGGCCUUCGGUCCCUACUCGUACCAUAUACAACCAGGAUGCUGACCCACUGCUGAGCAAGGACGGCAUUUAUGCCGCUGGAAAAGCGAACGCGACAGAUCUGCACCGCCGUCAUCUGCCGGACAAGACUGUUAAUAUGGUGAAGCAGGAAGAAGAGGAGCCUAUAUUGCUUUUGACCAGACAAGAAGAGGAGGAGUCGAGCGCUGGCGACGACAACAUACCGCUGUACACGGUGACUCUCCGUAAAAAGCAGCAUAUGAAGGCAGUGAAGACGCAGAAAGGCAAGAAGAAGGCGGCCACUAUCAAGGUGAAACAAGAAGCUCUCGACGAGGCGAUGAAGGCAAAAGUGCAGUCGGAGCAAGCUAUCAAGGUCGCAGGUCGUAAACCGAAACGGCCUGCGCAGGAUGCACAGCCGCAGGGUAGAUAUUCAUUUCAUGUCAAGCUUUGGCUUUCUAUUCUUCGUCAAAGACUUUUAUUGUUCGCUAGAUACGCUGUCCGGCCUAAUGGAAACAGUACUUGAUGCCGUCCGCGAAGGCGCGAAGGACAUUGCGAACACCGGAAAGAAGGAAGCGACGACGAGAGUGGAUGAGCGCAAAGCUGCAAAGUCAAGGGCCUCUGGAUUGGUGAAAGAAGGAGAACGAAAUAGAGAGAAGACUGCUGGUGCUGAGAAGCAGAUGGUGCCGACAACUGCGGGAAAAGGACCGCCGGCAUCAAAGGGCAAGGAAAAGAAAACCGCUAAAACAU
Laetiporus sulphureus 93-53 is the source of this 1366-nucleotide messenger RNA. RefSeq lists its product as uncharacterized. The record is from RefSeq and is a predicted model, not a curated record. NCBI's taxonomy places the organism in Eukaryota, Fungi, Basidiomycota, Agaricomycetes, Polyporales, Laetiporaceae. Bases 219 to 1142 code for a protein of 307 amino acids. The transcript has 4 exons.